Gasterosteus aculeatus aculeatus (three-spined stickleback) is the source of this 3092-nucleotide messenger RNA. RefSeq names its product CWF19 like cell cycle control factor 2 (gene cwf19l2). Gene Ontology annotation, biological process: mRNA splicing, via spliceosome. Lineage: Eukaryota; Metazoa; Chordata; Actinopteri; Perciformes; Gasterosteidae. The record is from RefSeq and is a predicted model, not a curated record. Gene Ontology annotation, cellular component: post-mRNA release spliceosomal complex.
GCUUUACGACACUUUGCGACAGCACUGUCGUUAAGUGUCAUGGCGGCGCAGGGAGUCAGUUUUGAGAGUACGAGCUACAUCGAAGAAAGAAAGGAUAAUAAACGUCAGGCGCGAGAAGAGGCGUUAGAAAAGGCCAAGCAGCAGUAUGAUAAGGAAGAAAGGAGGAAGGAGCUGAAGAGGCUGAGGGGAGAGGACACGUGGAUGCUCCCCGAGAUCAACCAGAGGCUGCAGGAGAUAGAGGAAGAUGGGUCUGUGAAGAGCAAGAAGAAGAAAGAGAAGAAAUCUAAAAAGAAAAAGGAAAAAAAGAAGAAGACCAAGAAGGAGAAGACAACAGGAGAUGGCUCCAAUGACAGCUCAGAGGACUCGGGGGACGAGUGGGUUGAGGCUCAAACACAAGCUGCUAAAGCCUGGCAGGUGGCUGGUGAGUCCAAACCUCCAGAGAGCAACCUCAACCCUGCACACAAUGUCGAGAGAGACGAAUGGAUGACCUUUGACUUCCUGGCAAUGAAAACCACGUCUACAGCGGAGAAGAGGGCCGAGAAAGAGCGACUGAAAGAUGAGGAGAGGGCAAAGGCGCAAGCCAUUGAGCAGGCUGGUUUACACAAAUUGGAGCUAAACCCAUACUGGAAAGAUGGAGGAACUGGUUUGCCCCCGGGGGAAAUGGCUGGUACACCAGCUAAGAAAGCAGGGUCGAUUGUGAACGAUGCUGGUCUGAGCUGGCUGAGGAAGAGCUACCAGAGGAUGAAGGAGACGGCGGAGAGGCAGCAGCGCAGCCUCAACGACGUGGUGGCUGAGCGAUACGGAUCAAUGGAGGAAUUUCAGCAAAGACUGGCGGAGGCAGAGGAAGCGGUGUACGGACAAAGCAGAGGAGGUGAAAGCGGCAGACCUGCGAGAGGCGGGUGGAGGAAAGGCGGCAACGAGGCCAGAGAGAGGUGGAGGAGAACAGAUGGAGAUGGGGCGGAGAGAGAGCGGAGGGGAAGAAACGAAGGGAAUUCCUCACCCACAGACACGGACAGACACCGUGCUGGUAGAGGUGGGGAGCGGGGAGGAUAUCUAGAGAGAGGGAGAGGUCGAGACGAAGGCAGGUUUAGAGAUAGGUAUGGAGGAAGAGAUGAUGAAAGAGAGAUGGACGGAGGAAGAGAUGAUGAAAGAGACAUUGAUGGAGGAAGAGGAAGAGAUGACGAAAGAGGGAGGGACGGAGGAAGAGGCAGAGAAAGGAAGAGGGACGCAGGGACAGACAGAGAAAGAGAUGAUGAACAAGAGAGUGAUGGUGAAAACAAUAGAAAGAAAAAUCGAGAAACUUCUGCGUCAUCAUCCGGUCAAAACUGGAGUCCGCGUCCUCCCUCUCUUGGCUCACUCAAAAGCCGAUUCCUCAAGCCCUCCGACGACGACGAUGAGCACGGUGAAGCUCCACAGCGACGUCCUCCGCGCGCACGCCCGUCCACGGGAUUCCUAAAGCCGCGCUCCGACGAUGAGGACUCUGGUCCGCGUGGUAGCAACAGGCCGGCCCGGGAGCAGGGCGGCCAUCCGCCACGGGAAUCUGAGGAGAAAGAGAGGGAUCCUGGGAAAACCGUCACUGCUCCAGAUGACGGUCCGCGUGCUGGAAAAGCCGCCGUCACGACGUCCAGGAGUGAGAGUGACAGCGAGGAGGAGGAAGAGGAGGAAGAGCUUCCACUGCUGUCGGAGGAGGAGAUGAACCGACUGGGAGCCAAAUUGGUGAAGGCGGAGAUCAUGGGCAACGCGGCCAUGGUUGAGAAGCUGAGAUCACAGCUGGACGCGGCACACAAAGCCAAAGAGAACCACGCCGCCCGGAAGAUCCUGCAAGACACGGCGAAAUCCAAGCAGGUCACAGUUGACGCAAGCGAAGACCAGGAUGUCCUGCUGUUCAGAACCGACCAUUCAGGUCGCGCCUGGCCUGUCAACGACCCCUCUGGACCCCAGGAACCCCGCGGAGGCCGGCGGAAGAAGAAAGCGAUUGAGACCCAUGUUGACGGGGAGCGCGUGCGCUACUUCCAGGAUGAUGACAGCGUGGGUCUGAAGGAGAUGGUGAGGAGGGAGAAGAUGAGCACUCCACAGGAUCAGACCGCCCUCUACUCUCGCAUGGCUUCCAAGAUGAUGGGCAAGACGGACGGUGACAACUACACGCUGGACGACAUGUUUGUGUCGAGCGCGGCGCAGCGGGAGGGCGAGGGGAGGGAGGAGGAGAGGAUGAGGAGCAGAGCCGUCGGGGAGAGCAGGAGGCUGGCCGCCUGCAUGGAGAAAUGCCAGCAGUGCUUCAGCAGCCCAGAGCUCCAGAAGCACCUCAUAGUGGCAAUAGGGAGCAAGGUGUACUUGAGCCUCCCUGCGGGAAUGUCGAUGGCCGAGGGCCACUGUCGAAUCUGUCCGCUCCAGCAUCACUGCUCCGCCACCGGAUUGGAUGAGGAUGUGUGGACAGAAAUGCAGCUUUUCCGGCGAACUUUGGUGCAGAUGUUUGAGUCCCAGGAGCUGGACUGUGUGUUCAUGGAGACACACAUGAACCUACGCAGAAGACAACACAUGGUCCUGGAGUGCAUCCCACUACCCCGAGAACUGGGCGACAUGGCGCCCAUAUACUUUAAGAAAGCUAUAAUGGAGUGUGAUGAGGAAUGGGCCAUGAACAAGAAAGUCGUCGAACUGUCUUCGAAAGACAUCCGCCAUUCUGUUCCUCGAGGUUUGCCCUAUUUUGCCGUGGACUUUGGACUUCAGGGAGGGUUUGCUCACGUCAUAGAAAAUGAACAAAAAUUCCCCCAUUACUUCGGCAAGGAAGUGGUGGGAGGCAUGAUGGACUUGGAGCCGCGACGUUGGAGAAAGUUGAUCAGAGAGAAUUUCGAUGACCAGAGGAAAAAAGUCCUGCGGUUUUCUCAGUGGUGGAAACCGUACGACUGCACCAAGACUAAGGACUAGAUGGGCAGCUUCUCACAAAGGGUUACACUUUGCAGAGUAGUGAAGAUUACACACACACACUGUGGUGCAGACACUGUUGCAUCUAUGUAUUCUGAAUUUGAUGUACAAUUCAUAUUAGAUGUUCUAAUAUUAAACACUUUUAAUUCAAUAAAGAAACAAAACAACCGUGA